AUAAGGUGGAGUGUAAAGGGGAUGAGACGUCUCUAUGGAACUGCUCUUCUCCAGGUUGGAGAAAACAUGACUGUCAACACACGCAUGAUGUAGGAGUCGUGUGCUCAGAGUUUAAAGAGAUCAGAUUAACUGAGGGCUGUGAAGGGAAUGUGGAGGUUUUCUACAAUGGAUCCUGGGGUAAUGUGUGCUGGAACCAGAUGUACGAAGACACAGCGAGUCUGAUCUGUCAAGAGCUGAACUGUGGAAGAUCUGGUGUUGUGUCUGAUUCUACAGCAAGAGUGGAAUCGGCUCCUAACUGGCUGGAUAAAGUAACAUGUCGACCACAUGACUCCACUAUAUGGCAGUGUCCAUCUUCACCAUGGGGACAGAAUGACUGUGACAGUAAAGAUGAAGUGGCCAAAAUGACUUGUUUAAAGGAGGAGAGAGAGGAGUCUCCUCGGAGUCAUCUGACGUGUUCAAGAUCUCCUCUCCAGAGACAGUGUUCAAAUCAUCUUCCUCUCAGACUGAGUGAAGGGGAGGGCCGGUGCUCUGGGAGGCUGGAGGUGUAUCAUAACUCUGUGUGGGGCUCAGUCUGUAAUGAUAAGUGGGACAUCAACGAUGCUCGGGUGGUCUGCAGGCAGCUGGGUUGUGGAGCACCACUUAAUGCUGAUUUAGUCUUUGGUGCUGGUGAAGGUGUUGUGUGGCUGAACAGAGUCGAGUGCAGAGGAACUGAGAUUCACUUGUGGGACUGUCUUUUCUCCCUGAACAACCACAGUAACUGCUACCAAAAAGCACACGCUGGACUCACCUGCGCAGAUAUAUCAUUGUUCACUACUCCUGCAACAAGAAAAUCAGCUUCUCCUCCAGCUUCUCCUUCAGUGCGCCCAAAACCAGUCACUCCUCCACAGACUCCUCCAGCAGCGUCUCUCUCCCUCCCCACAUUGCUUGUAAUUGUACUGGUAGUUUUGCUCUUACUGCUCUUAAUUUCACUGCUUGUACUGAUUCGGCAAAAUAGAGUGACAAGGAGAGGUAGGAGAGUUCAGUCAUUUUUUGUGAACUGACAGCAGGGUUGUCUGUCUACACCCACAGCUCUCUCUGACUGGUAUACAGGACUACACAGGACACCGACUCGAGAGUGAUGAGCGGGUUCAUAUUAGGUGCAUAUGUAGAGUUGGAAGAGAUAAAGAACUAACUUAGUUCCUGAAACAAAGGAAAAAGAUGACAUGAACGAUUGUGUCAGCACUUUGAGUCAAUGCAGUAUAUUGAAAACUUCUGAAUGUUCAACAGCUGCUAUAAAAAAGGCCAGCCACAUAAAACAAAGACUAGUUUAAACUGCACUGACUGAUGCCGACCAAUGCAACAGGCACACUUGUCAGGUUUUGUUGGAUCAUUGUGUCUCCCUGUCAGUGUCUGUUGCCAUUAGUCUUCAUUUGUUUCCAUUAACUAAAUAUGU
This is a messenger RNA of Carassius carassius (crucian carp), 1432 nucleotides long. Its product is annotated as antigen WC1.1-like. Gene Ontology annotation, cellular component: membrane. The record is from RefSeq and is a predicted model, not a curated record. The coding region runs from base 198 to 1040 and encodes 280 amino acids. NCBI's taxonomy places the organism in Eukaryota, Metazoa, Chordata, Actinopteri, Cypriniformes, Cyprinidae. The transcript is spliced from 5 exons.